AUGGCUGACUGGGACUAUGACUAUCUGAUCAAGCUGCUGGCACUGGGGGACUCCGGGGUGGGAAAGACCACCUUCCUCUACAGGUACACCGACAACAAGUUCAACCGCAAGUUCACAACCACAGUGGGCAUUGACUUCAGGGAAAAGAGAGUGAUGUACAUGGGCACAGGUGCUGAUGGGGCGACUGAAAGGAACUUUAAAGUCCACCUUCAGUUGUGGGACACGGCAGGACAAGAGAGGUUCCGCAGCCUCACUACAGCUUUCUUCCGAGACGCCAUGGGCUUUCUGCUGAUGUUCGACUUGACCAAUGAGCAAAGCUUUCUCAACGUCAGGAACUGGAUGAGUCAGCUCCAGGCCAACGCAUACUGUGAUAGUCCAGACAUCGUGUUGGUGGGGACCAAGGCCGACCUCAGAGAGCUGAGGGAUGUUCACGCCAGGCAGGCCAGAGAUCUGGCAGAUAGAUACGGCAUCCCCUACUUUGAGACGAGUGCAAUGACGGGUGCUGACGUGGACAAGGCGGUGACCACCCUGCUGGACCUGGUGAUGAAGAGGAUGGAGCAUAGCACCAAAAGGGGGCAAAGCUCUGAACCCAAUGGCAGCCCCAUAGCGAGCCAUGAGGUGGAGGAGGCCCCCGUCAGGAGGAGGUGUGCCUGCUGA
This is a messenger RNA of Scomber scombrus (Atlantic mackerel), 657 nucleotides long. Its product is annotated as ras-related protein Rab-27B-like. NCBI's taxonomy places the organism in Eukaryota, Metazoa, Chordata, Actinopteri, Scombriformes, Scombridae. The transcript is spliced from 5 exons. Gene Ontology annotation, molecular function: GTPase activity; GTP binding. Bases 1 to 657 code for a protein of 218 amino acids. Gene Ontology annotation, biological process: melanosome transport; positive regulation of exocytosis. The record is from RefSeq and is a predicted model, not a curated record. Gene Ontology annotation, cellular component: melanosome; secretory granule.